GAUCGGCGGUCACGUGGUACCCAGCUGGGUUGGCCUCCCGCAUCUCUGUGCGAAGAUGGCGACAGUGAGGAAGGCUUUCCCACGGAGGCUGGUGGGCUUGGCGUCCCUCCGGGCUGUGAGCACCGCCUCCAUGGGCACUUUGCCAAAGCACGUGAAGAUCGUGGAAGUUGGUCCCCGAGACGGUCUGCAGAAUGAAAAGGUCAUUGUACCCACACCAGUGAAGAUCAAACUGAUAGACCUGCUUUCCGAAGCGGGGCUCCCCGUUAUCGAGGCCACCAGCUUUGUCUCUCCCAAGUGGGUGCCGCAGAUGGCUGACAACUCUGACGUCUUGAAGGGCAUUCAGAAGUUUCCUGGCAUCAGCUACCCAGUCCUGACUCCAAACAUGAAAGGCUUUGAGGCCGCGGUAGCUGCGGGCGCCAAGGAAGUGAGCAUCUUCGGGGCUGCGUCUGAGCUCUUCACCCGGAAGAACGUGAACUGCUCUAUAGAGGAGAGUUUCCAGCGUUUUGAUGGAGUCAUGCAAGCCGCACGGGCGGCCAACAUCUCUGUGAGAGGGUACGUCUCCUGUGUCCUCGGAUGCCCCUAUGAGGGGAAGGUCUCCCCGGCUAAAGUUGCUGAGGUAGCCAAGAAGUUGUACUCCAUGGGCUGCUAUGAGAUCUCCCUUGGGGACACCAUUGGCGUAGGCACCCCGGGACUCAUGAAAGACAUGCUGACUGCUGUCAUCCGUGAAGUGCCUGUGACUGCAUUGGCUGUCCACUGCCAUGACACCUACGGUCAAGCUCUGGCCAACACCUUGGUGGCCCUGCAGAUGGGAGUGAGCGUUGUGGACGCCUCAGUGGCGGGACUUGGAGGCUGUCCCUAUGCAAAAGGGGCAUCGGGGAACCUGGCUACUGAGGACCUGGUCUACAUGCUGACUGGUUUAGGGAUUCACACGGGUGUGAACCUCCAGAAGCUCCUGGAAGCCGGGGACUUCAUCUGUCAAGCCCUCAACAGAAAAACCAGUUCCAAAGUGGCACAGGCCACCUGCAAACUCUGAGCCCCUUGUUCACCUGACCCAGAACUGUGGGAGUUGGGUGUGCACAAUGAUUCCUGGAUAGGGAAAUGGGAUGAGAAAUAAUGAGCCAGCGUCAUCACAGAGAUCCCUCUCCUCAUGGAGAGCCAGAGCGGCCAGGCCCCGGCCGGCGCCCCAGCGCCCCUCAACACUUGCUUGGGAUGGCCCUGGGUGAGUCCGCUAGCCAAAAGAGCUGACGACCACUGUGCCACAACCGCGGGUCCUGGGUUCUACCUCUGAGGACAGAGGGCAGUUUCCCUUUAAGCCAGUAGAGCAUUUGCUGAACUGGUGGGGGCUGAUGUGCUUCUGUGGCCCUCUGCCAAAGCCAGCAUCUCUGGGAAAUCCCCAUUCUGUACGUGAUUUUUUUGAAAACAGCUCAUGUAAUUAAUUAAAGGUUUAAUUUUCUAAUA
Apodemus sylvaticus (European woodmouse) is the source of this 1458-nucleotide messenger RNA. RefSeq names its product 3-hydroxy-3-methylglutaryl-CoA lyase (gene Hmgcl). Gene Ontology annotation, molecular function: hydroxymethylglutaryl-CoA lyase activity. The transcript is spliced from 9 exons. The record is from RefSeq and is a predicted model, not a curated record. The coding region runs from base 56 to 1033 and encodes 325 amino acids. NCBI's taxonomy places the organism in Eukaryota, Metazoa, Chordata, Mammalia, Rodentia, Muridae. Gene Ontology annotation, biological process: ketone body biosynthetic process; L-leucine catabolic process.